Molecule: messenger RNA, 671 nt
Organism: Solanum stenotomum
Lineage: Eukaryota; Viridiplantae; Streptophyta; Magnoliopsida; Solanales; Solanaceae
Product: auxin-responsive protein SAUR68-like
Exons: 1
Coding region: 93-539 (148 amino acids)
Biological process (GO): response to auxin
Source: RefSeq, a predicted model, not a curated record
UAAGCCCUCUUUCAUGAGCCUUUUCAUUAUCAAUUCAGCCAUCAAAAGUCUCUCUUAUUUACUUUCUUUUUUCCAAUCUUCCAAACAAAAAAAUGGCAAUAAUCAGUACUAAGAAACUCAUCAAAAUGGUUAGGAAAUGGCAGAAGUUUGCAGCCAUGCAAAGGAAGAGGAUUUCAUUUCCAAGAAAUGGUAGUGAUGCAGACAGUUGCAGUACAUCAGCAUCCUCUAUUGUUGAAAAAGGCCAUUUUGUAUUAUACACAAUCGAUCAAGUACGCUUUGUGAUUCCCUUGGCUUAUCUUGAAAAUGAGUCCAUUCAGCAACUUUUAAACAUGUCCGAAGAAGAAUUUGGGCUGCCGAGUGGUGGUCCUAUUACAUUACCUUGUGAUUCAGCCUUCAUGGACUACAUCAUUUCUCUAGUUAAGAAAGGCGUAACUGCAGGAGAUCUUCACAAAGCAUUGCUCCUCUCAAUUCCUUCAUGUUGCUAUUCAACUUCAUAUUCACACCAAGAAAGUGGAAACCAACUACUUCUUGUUUGUUGAGUUAUAAUCAACAUCUUUUUUAAUACAUGAUAGCUCAAAAUAGUUUUUAGAUACAGCAUAGACUGAAGAACACAAUUGUAAAGCACAUCAUACAGAUUGAAUAUUAUUUUAUCAGAAAAUUUACCAUAUAUA